Messenger RNA from Danio aesculapii, 1214 nucleotides. RefSeq names its product testis expressed 261 (gene tex261). The coding region runs from base 118 to 708 and encodes 196 amino acids. Gene Ontology annotation, biological process: endoplasmic reticulum to Golgi vesicle-mediated transport. Gene Ontology annotation, molecular function: COPII receptor activity. Gene Ontology annotation, cellular component: endoplasmic reticulum membrane; COPII-coated ER to Golgi transport vesicle; Golgi membrane. The record is from RefSeq and is a predicted model, not a curated record. The transcript is spliced from 6 exons. Lineage: Eukaryota; Metazoa; Chordata; Actinopteri; Cypriniformes; Danionidae.
CUGAGGAAGCCGCAGAAGAAACUUUGACCACUUCAGUUGUUAGCCUAGCAGCGGAGAUUCAAGCCCGCUGUACUGUUUACUAGUCGCUUGUUUUUCCGACUAGUCCUUUUUAAAAAGAUGUGGUUUAUUUAUUUACUCAGCUGGUUGUCGCUGGUGGUACAGAUAUGUUUCGUUACUCUCGCUAUCGCUGCAGGCCUGUAUUACCUGGCGGAGUUAAUAGAGGAGUACACAGUUGCCACCAGUCGUAUUAUAAAAUAUAUGAUUAUGUUCUCCACAGCGGUUCUGGUGGGCCUCUAUCUGUUUGAGGGUUUCCCCACACUCAUGGUCGGAGUGGGACUCUUCACAAACCUGGUUUACUUUGGUCUGCUGCAGACGUUUCCAUAUAUCAUGCUGACCUCGCCAAACUUUAUUCUGUCAUGUGUACUGGUUGUGUUAAACCAUUAUAUGGCCUUCCAGUAUUUUGCAGAGGAGUACUAUCCUUUCUCUGAGGUUCUGGCCUACUUCACCGUAUGUCUGUGGGUGAUUCCCUUCUCCUUCUUUGUUUCUCUUUCUGCUGGAGAAAAUGUGCUUCCAUCUACAAUGCAGCAGGGAGAUGACGUGGUGUCGAAUUACUUCACUAAAGGCAAGCGGGGCAAGCGUUCGGGAAUCCUGCUGGUUUUCUCCUUCCUCAAGGAGGCGGUUGUGCCGAGCCGACAGAAAAUGUACUGAAGGAAAAAAAGCUGAGUGUGUAGCAGGACACAAACACACACACACAAACACACACACUCUAAUAAACUGUCUGAGGCGUCUGAAAGACAACACAAGUCUUCAGUUUUUAAAGACGCGCGCGCAUGUGUGUGUGAAUGAGAAACUUUGUGUUGUUGGGAUUGUUGAGUGUGUGUGUGUUUUUUCUUUAAAGGAAUGUUUUACCCUAAUGUUUGUGAUUCUGUUUCGUACACUACAGCUGUUUGUUUUGAGCUCUGGGGGAUGUUUUAUCUGGGGGUUAAAAACAAAAUGUUUACGUCCGUUUGUAAAUCCAUUUUAUAUAUCGCUCCUGGUUGUGAUUGAUGAGGCAAUAAAACAGAAACGUUGUAGGCUAGUUUUCGGGUAAAAUGUUGCUUUAAAUAACGCAAUGGUGAGAGCCGUUGUGUCGGACGUGCUUUAUUUCGUUUGUUUGUGUGUACUGUACGAAAGAUAUAAUAAAAUUCAGUUGUAUGAGUUUUGAAAAGGUUAAA